GGAACACUUCGAAGGGCUCAUGCGCAACAUCCCUGUGCCUGUGACCAGUCCGCAGUACGACCAGUACGCGACGUAUUACAGACAACAGUACGAUCGUAACAUGCAGGAGCACGAGGACUACCUCGAUCAGUGGAAAAAGAGCCACCCGCAGUUCAAUUGGGGGGUGCUGUUUACAGUCAUGUGCUACAGCGGCAUGGUCUUCGCUGGGUUGUUAGCAUACAUGGAGUACCACUGUGGGGCGAUCUCGUACCUCAUGGAACUGGCAGAGGCUGUGUACAACUCGACGCUGGAGAAGUGGGCGGCGUACCGUGAACGGUUGCAGAAGGCCGACGACGAGAGGCUGCUGCGCGAGAUGGGCGAGGGGGACGCCGCCGGCACCGCAGCCGGCAGGAGCGGCGCGUCGAGCUCCGCGCAGGCCGGAGCUGCAGGGCGCGUCGGCGCCAGCGGGCCCGCCGCCGCCAAGAAGGGGCGCAAGAAGGCGCCGCACGAGGCGCCCCCGCAGCUCGAGCGCGGUUUCAGCUCGUGCAGCUCCGCCAGCACGGCCAGCACCAGCGCCGCGGGCAGCCCCGCGCCGCCGUCGGCGGCCUCGCCCUCGGCCUGCACGCCCAAGGCGGCCUCCGCGGCGGAUCGCCAGGAGCUGCAGAGCCCCCAGGCGGCGCGAAGGC
Messenger RNA from Prorocentrum cordatum, 665 nucleotides. The record is from the annotation of a GenBank genome assembly. NCBI's taxonomy places the organism in Eukaryota, Dinophyceae, Prorocentrales, Prorocentraceae.